GGGCGCUCUGAGCUCAAUGUUUGCAACAUGCUACCAUGGAAAUGAAAAGCAGAAGAAGAUCAUUCAGCGAGCUGGGCCAGAUGCUGGAGUGUAGACUGCUUUGAUCACUGUAUCCAGGCAGUAAUGUCUGGCUAUUUGCGUUCAGGGCUUCUCCUUUACACUGGUGGAAGGCAUCUGAGCAGUUUCUUUGCACCCAGCCACUGUGUUAUACCAGAUACUCUGUGGAAAACCUGCCCGCUCCCUUAUCAAGCCCGGAACUUCUCCUCCCGUCGUGGUCGAUCAGAUGGAAGCUCAGGACAGGAUGGCGAAAACACACUGCGUGCUCCAAGACGUGAAAUGGACUUCCAGCUGAGCCGGCUGCAGAUCAAUGCAGUUCUGUGUGCUAAUGAGCAAUCGGUUAGCAUUCCAGAGUUUGAUGGCCGUGGUGGUCCCAGUCCAGUGCUCAGGUUUGAAAGCAACCAGCUUUCAGCCAACACUCCACUAGAGGACCGACGCAGCAGCACAAGCUGCCUCCAGACCCGUGGCAUGCUUUUUGGCAUAUUCGAUGGACACGGUGGACAUGCAUGCGCUCAAGUGGUCAGCGAGCGUCUGCCUUAUUACAUAGCUGUAUCGAUGAUGUCAGAGUCUGUCCUGGAGGAUCUAGAGGCUGCCAUGGAGACCCUACGACCUGUGCCGCCCAUUCUACAGUGGUACAAGCACCAUAACGACUACAACUACAGGGAAUCAGCAGCCCUCUACAUUGAUCAUUUGCGUGUUUACUGGCAGGAGCUUCUGGCGAGUGAAGAACACGGUGAUGGCAUGCGUCCGGCAGAUGCUCUCAGCUAUGCGUUCCAGCGACUGGACACAGAUCUUUCUCUUGAGGCACAGGUGCCGCUUGCAAAUGACCUGAUGCGGAACACGGCCAUCCAGGCCGCCUUCGCUGGCUGCACGGCUUGUGUGGCUUACAUUGGACCACAAGGUGUGCAUGUUGCAAAUGCAGGAGACUGUCGGGCAGUUUUGGGUGUCCAGGAGCAUGAUGGGAGCUGGAGUGCUUUGCCGCUCACGCAAGACCACAACGCUGCCAAUGUAGCCGAGGUGGAGAGGGUAAUGCAGCAGCACCCAGCUAGUGAACGGCCAACCAUAAUCGUAGACGACAGGCUGCUUGGGGUCCUGAUGCCGUUGCGCGCGUUUGGAGACGUUCGAUUCAAAUGGCGUCGUGAGCUCCAGCAGAGUGUUCUAGAGAAUGGAGACUCUGAUUUAGAAGCACUAAAUCUUUACCAAUACGCUCCACCUAAUUAUCUCACCCCACCUUAUUUAGAGGCCACACCAGAAGUCACCUACCACCGGCUUGGACCGCAGGACCGGUUUUUGAUUUUGGCCUCUGAUGGCCUCUGGGACGAGAUGACCAAUGAUGAGGCGGUGAGGCUUGUGGCAGAGCAUCUGACUGGUAUUCAUCUGCAAGCUCCUGUUUCAGCCAGUAAGCUCAACUUAGGACAAAUGCACCAGCUGCUGCUGCAACGACGGGCCAGAGCAACACCUGCUUUGGAUUUGAAUGGAGCCACGCAUUUGAUUCGUCAUGCACUGGGCACAAAUGAGUAUGGAGAGAUGGACCAGGAGAGACUGGCAACCAUGCUGGCUCUGCCUAGUGAUUUAGCACGCAUGUACCGAGAUGACAUCACUGUCACAGUGAUUUAUUUUAACCAGAACUUUAGCAAAACUACUAACCAAUAAAGAACAAAUUUUUUAAAGGUUCAUAUAUCAGAUUAUAUUUGAAGGAUUGUUUUCAGCUUUUAAUUUUUCAAUACUUUUUUAAAAUGCGUUUUUCUUGUUCCUUAUUGUCUUUUAUAUUGUUGUGUACACUUAAAAAUGCCUACAGCUGACUUUAAUUUGGGUUUGCAAGCGAUGCUUGCAUUUCAUUUAGGAAAAUGUGAAUGGAAACAAUGAGUAGAAUUCAUAAUAGGUAAAGUCUUAUUAUGUUCGUGUAGUUCUUUCAGCAGCAGAUACAACUAACAUGCAAAUCAAAAAGCAUCUCUAUAAUUAAGGCCAGUUAUUUUUUCAGCUUCUUGCAAAUACCUUGCACCUUUUACUUCUCUGGUGGCUAAAGAACUGUUCUUGUGCUUUAGCCAUUUUGUUGAAAUGAGUGUGCGUUUUUUAUUUUGUUUACAUCACUAAGAUUAUAAUAAGGAUAAAGAUUCUACUUCUAAUUUAUUCUGUAUAUGUUCCAUAAGACCUAAACUUUACUUGCAUUAAAUUUAAUUUGUUGUGCAGCCUGGGAUUUUCAUGAAUGUAACACUUUGCACUUUGUAGCGACUGCAGGUGUGUCAAACUGCUACGGUGAGUUACAAAAAUACUUAUCAAUGAUUAAACUGAUAUUAUUUGCAGUGCAAAGUAUGAAGGUCAUAGGGACCAAUUUUAUUGAAGGCUGUAUUAUAAAUUGCAUUUUAUAUUAACGUUACAUCAACUCGCAAGUACAUUUCGAAAUAAUUUAGCUUUGUCAAAAUUGUUCUGUAUGUGGAUUUAUGAAGUAAAACUGGUGCAGCCC
Carassius auratus (goldfish) is the source of this 2521-nucleotide messenger RNA. It is a transcript of the gene pdp2, whose product is annotated as putative pyruvate dehydrogenase phosphatase isoenzyme 2. Gene Ontology annotation, biological process: protein dephosphorylation. NCBI's taxonomy places the organism in Eukaryota, Metazoa, Chordata, Actinopteri, Cypriniformes, Cyprinidae. Gene Ontology annotation, cellular component: mitochondrion. The record is from RefSeq and is a predicted model, not a curated record. Gene Ontology annotation, molecular function: [pyruvate dehydrogenase (acetyl-transferring)]-phosphatase activity; cation binding. The transcript has 2 exons. Bases 124 to 1710 code for a protein of 528 amino acids.